This is a messenger RNA of Onychostruthus taczanowskii (white-rumped snowfinch), 1248 nucleotides long. Its product is annotated as vegetative cell wall protein gp1-like. The coding region runs from base 1 to 1248 and encodes 415 amino acids. The record is from RefSeq and is a predicted model, not a curated record. Lineage: Eukaryota; Metazoa; Chordata; Aves; Passeriformes; Passeridae. The transcript is spliced from 4 exons.
AUGCCCUACCACACCACAGCGCCUCCCUGGCCCCACCCAAUCCCUGCCCCGCCCACUCCAGCCCCACCCAAUCCCUGCCCCGCCCACUCCAGCCCCGCCUCCCUCCCCAGGGGCAGAUCCCCGGGGGGCGUACUGGUCCAUACUGGGAGCCCUGGUCCGUACUGGUCCAUACUGGGAGCCCUGGCCCGUUACUGGUCCAUACUGGGAGCCCUGGCGAGCCCUGGUCCAUACUGGUCCAUACUGGGAGCCCUGGCCCGCCACCCCCGGACUGUCCCCGUGUCCCCCCCCGUAAGGCUCAGGGACCCCCGGGUGACCCGGGAUUGUCCCCACGUGGCCCUGGGCCACCCCCGGCAGUUCCUGAGCCACCCGGGAUGUCCCCGGGCCACCCGCGGUGUCCCGACGUCCUCUCGAGGCCCACCACUCCUGUCCCCGCAGGUCCCUGUCCCCAGGCGAGCCUUGCUCCCCCCUCCCAGCAGACGCCCCCAGGUCCCUGGGCCACCGGGAUGUCCCCAAGGGCCCACCCAGGCUGUCCCCACGAGGCCCCAGCUCCAUCCAGGGGGUCCCCAUGAGACCUGGACCCCGCUCAAGGUGCAGCCAGGUGACCCCGGCAGGUGCCAGGUCCAGCCACGAUUUCCCCCAGCUCCAUCCGGAACAUUCCUGGACCCACAGAGGGUCCAUCCAGGGCUCCCAGGUCCAUCCCAGAUCCAUCCAGGGGUUCCCAGGUCCAUCCAGGGGUUCCCAGAUCCAUCCAGGCCAUCCCAGGUCCAUCCCAGGUCCAUCCUGGCCACCCCAGGAGCUCCUGGGUCCAUCCAGGCCGUGCCCACCAAGGCCUGGAGUGCGCUCCAGGUCCCUCCAGGUGAUUCCCAGAUCCAUCCAGGAGCCCCUGGGACACCCAAGGUCCGUCCUGGCGCUGCCGUGUCCCCCCGUGGGCGUCCCCAGCGUGUCCGUGGCUCAGAGCUGGAGCUCAGCGACCACCUCGGAGCCAUCCUGGGUCACUGUCCCUGUCCCCAGAGCUCAGUGGCCACCUCGGAGCCAUCCUGGGAUGCUGUGUCCGUGUCCCCAAGAGCUGCAGCUCGGUGGUCACCUCGGAGCCACUCUGGGUCACUGUCCCUGUCCCCAGAGCUCAGUGGCCACCUCGGAGCCACUCUGGGUCACUGUCAAUGUCCCCAGAGCUCAGUGGCCACCUCGGAGCCACUGCUGGGUCACGUCCCAUGUCCCAGAGCUCUCCCCAGAGCUCAAGCUCAGUGA